Salvia splendens (bonfire salvia) is the source of this 778-nucleotide messenger RNA. Its product is annotated as GPI-anchored protein LLG1. The transcript has 3 exons. The coding region runs from base 144 to 632 and encodes 162 amino acids. Lineage: Eukaryota; Viridiplantae; Streptophyta; Magnoliopsida; Lamiales; Lamiaceae. The record is from RefSeq and is a predicted model, not a curated record.
UAAUAUCUACAAUUGGUUGGCUGCAAAACGCGUUUCAAAAAGGUAUUCUACCGAAGAAGGGUGGGUUGACUCCAACUGACCAUUUUCCACUUUCAAAAUUUCAUAUCCAACAAUGAAAUUGAGCAUAAACUACUAAUUCAGUGAUGAAUUCUUCCCAUCAGAUCCAACCUCUGUUCUUCCUCUUCAUUUUGGCGGCUCCACUCUCCUUUGCCGACUUCAUUUCAGAUGCUGUUGUUGGCCACCAAGUUGGGAAUGGAAGGAGUCUCCUCCAGAUUUCGAAACCUUGCCCUGUGGACAUUGAACACCUAAACUACACUAUCCUAACGAGCAAGUGCAAAGGACCAGAUUACCCUUCGGACCAAUGUUGUUCUGCAUAUAAAGAGUUGGCAUGCCCUAUUGCGGAUGAGCUUAACGAUGCAAGAAACGAUUGUUCUAAAAAGCUCUUCAGCUACAUCCCCACGGUCGGCCAAUAUCCGCCUUUCUUGUUCGGCAGUAUAUGCCGCGACGGCAAAGAUGGACUCUCCUGCCCAUUGCCACCACCCUCACCCGUGUCUUAUGUUGCCACUCCCGUUGCAUUAGGACACCCAAUCUUGGUUGGGUUGUUGCUUUUCGCACUCGCGUUUGUGCUAUGAAAACUCAACCUUUGAUCAUGUUUGUGAUGCAGCUUGAUUUGUUUUUCUUUUAUAUAUUAGGAUUUCCUAAAUUUAUUAAGUUGUUUUGUUAUUUAUUUGCUUUCCUAAUUAAUUUAAAUAAGUAUAUGAGAAAUUGUUCACCAGUA